This is a messenger RNA of Prosopis cineraria, 2308 nucleotides long. Its product is annotated as actin-related protein 6. The transcript is spliced from 9 exons. Gene Ontology annotation, cellular component: Swr1 complex. The coding region runs from base 473 to 1822 and encodes 449 amino acids. The record is from RefSeq and is a predicted model, not a curated record. Lineage: Eukaryota; Viridiplantae; Streptophyta; Magnoliopsida; Fabales; Fabaceae. Gene Ontology annotation, molecular function: nucleosome binding.
UUCAGCUCUCAGAGGGUCCGUUCCGUUUAUUUCUGCUAGGCACCGAAGCUAAAUGCGCAAAUCUCAAAUCAAACCUAUCAGUCGGCGUCUCAGCGAUCUUCGUUCUUUCGCUCAAACGCACAAACACAGAACUGAACUUUUUUUGACCUGAAGACAGAACUGAACUGAAAAGCGUUCUAAGUCGAAGGCUCUUCCUACUGCUACGGAAGCUAGGUGCCGGCAGUGAUGGGUUCCGCGGGUUUUCUUCGCUGGCCGGCACUGCUCUCGAAGCUUCAGCUCCAAGCCUCACAAGCUUGAAAUAGGGCAGAGGUAACGCAUCAAUUUUAAAUCAAUAAGCUUGGUAUAAGCUCGCUUUUGUACAGCCUAUUCACGCCAAAUGGGAAUUGAAUUGUAUUCUGUGAUGCAUACGCAAGAGUGAGGGGGAUUUGAAUAGUUUUCACGACCAUUCAUUGCCGUGAUUGUUGUCACUAACAUGUCCCCCCACAAUGUGGUGGUUCUUGACAAUGGUGGAGGCUUAAUCAAAGCUGGUCUUGGUGGAGAGUUUGACCCCUCAGUUGUUAUUCCCAAUUGCCUUUACCGUCCUCCGUCCUCCAAAAAAUGGCUCCAGCCAAACCCCCUCAACCCCACCACCACCACCACCACCACCACUAUGGAACCAUCCUCAGCCAGCGAAGUGGACCUCACCUCUGCUGCAGUUCGACGGCCUAUGGACAGAGGCUACAUGAUAAAUCCUGAACUUCAACGAGAAAUAUGGGCUCACCUCUUCUCCUCCGUCCUCCACAUAAACUCAUCACACUCUUCCCUCCUCCUCACUGAACCUCUCUUCACGCUCCCUUCCAUUCAGCGAUCUAUGGAUGAGCUUGUCUUUGAGGAUUUCAACUUUAAGUCUCUUUAUGUGGCUGACUCGCCCUCUUUGGUUCAUCUCUAUGAGGCAAGUCGAAGGCCUGAAGGUCUUGUCUCUAGAGCCCAGUGCAGCCUUGUUGUGGAUUGUGGGUUUUCAUUCACGCACGCCUCACCUGUGUUUCAGAACUUCACAUUGAAUUAUGGCGUGAAGAGGAUCGAUUUGGGUGGCAAAGCAUUGACCAAUUAUCUCAAGGAGUUGGUUUCUUUUAGGGCUGUUAAUGUCAUGGAGGAGACUUUCAUUAUGGAUGAUGUUAAGGAGAAGCUCUGCUUUGUUUCCCUCAAUGUUCCCCGGGACCUCCAGAUUGCAAGGAAACCUGGAAAAGAAAAUCUCUUUAGAUGCACAUAUGUCCUUCCGGAUGGUGUUACACACACAAAAGGCUUUGUUAAAUAUCCAGAUCAAGUACACAGAUAUCUUACUUUGGCUGAUGAUGCUCCUUUGCGUCCAACAGAAACAAAGGAGGAUAUAAAUCAUCCAGAAAUGACUGAAAGGACUGAGGACAGAAGGAGAAUUGAUUUGACAAAAAAUGAAUUUGACUUGACAAAUGAACGCUUUCUUGUCCCAGAGAUGAUCUUCCAUCCUGCUGAUUUAGGAAUGAACGAGGCUGGACUAGCAGAAUGCAUUGUACGAGCUGUUAACUGCUGCCAUCCACACCUCCACCCUGUACUCUAUGAAAGCAUCAUUUUAACAGGUGGAAGCACCUUAUUUCCUCAAUUCGCUGAGAGAUUAGAGAUGGAGCUGCGGCCUCUAGUUCCUGAUGACUACCACGUGAAGAUAACUCCUCAACAAGAUCCCAUAUUAGGCGUUUGGCGUGGAGGAUCAUUGUUGGCAUCUAGUCCAGACUUCGAAGCUAUGUGCGUGACCAAGUCUGAGUAUGAGGAGCUUGGAUCCGCUAGAUGUCGCAAGAGAUUCUUUCAUUGAGUAUACCAUGUUAUAACCAUGGAAAUGUUUAUCUUUCAUGGCAUCUCACAGGAGGGUGGUUUUCCAGUGAGUGAAAGGAGAUCUCUGUUUUUUCAUGGCUGGCUGGGGAAGAGAGGAUAGUGAACAAGCUCAUGCAAAACUAGUAUUGCAAGAUGCAGCCAUGUCCUAUUUUCUGUAAAUCUGAUUUUUCUGAUGAUCUUUAGUGCCCUGGUGCAAAUUCCAGACGAUAAUCUUCAUCUUCAUCUUCAUGGGGAAAGAAGAUUGAUCUGAGAACCAAACUUGCAGUCUAUGGAUUUCAGGCUUCCAGCAGAAGCCUUGAGAUGGAGACGCCAUUUUUCCUCUGCAACAUUUGUGACCCGCUUUUAAAGUGCCAUCAAUUUUGGGAUUGCUGUGAUAUGGCAGACGAGAUGUUAAUAGUUGUAAGUAACGUUUCGCUAACUUAAGGUUACGAUUGGCAUGGCUAAAUGACAGAUUCUCUUCCUUUUA